AUGGCACCAACGCAACAGAAUAUGGCCGCCGUUUGCUAUGGGCGGAACGAUCUGCGCCUGGUGCCGAUCGCAAUGCCCGAGCCCGCCUUCAACGAGGUCGUGCUCGAGGUGGACAGCUGUGGCAUUUGCGGUACGGAUGUGCACUUCCUGAAGGAGGGCGGCUUCGGCGAACAGAAGCUGAUCCGUCCGCUGGUGCUCGGCCACGAGUCGGCCGGUGUAGUGCGCAAGGUGGGCAGUGCCGUGACGCACCUGAAGGUAGGCGAUCGGGUCGCCAUCGAGCCGGCGGCCGGCUGCCGUACGUGCGAUCUGUGCAAGGUGGGCAAGUACAACAUCUGCCUGAACGGGAAGCACUGUCCGACGAAGAACCACGAUGGCAACUGUUCGAACUUCUUCUCCCACUAUGCGGACUGUUGCUUCAAGCUGCCGGACCACGUGACAAUGGAGGAGGGCGCACUGCUCGAACCGCUGGCCGUUGGGGUGUAUGCGGGUCGGCGGGCGGACAUUCGGCUGGGCAGCCGGGUCGUUAUUUUCGGUGCCGGAGCGAUCGGGCUGAUCUCGCUGGUGGUGGCGAAAGCGAUGGGCGCUACCCGCACGGUAGUGCUCGAUCUGGCCCGUGCCCGUGUGCGGCUGGAAGCGGCCAAGAAGCUUGGUGCUACGGCCGUCAUACCGAUUGGCGAGAAGGAUAGUGAGGAUGAGCUGGUGAAGCGCAUACAGGAGGCGCUGGGCGGACCGGCGGAUCGUGCGCUGGAGUGCACCGGCUCCGAGCCGGGCAUGCGUACGUCCAUCAGGGCGACACGCAACGCCGGCAUUGUGUGUUUGGUGGGUUUGGGCAAUGAAGAGGUGCGGCUGCCGAUGGUGGAUGCAAUUUCGCGCGAAGUUCAAAUCAUUACCGUAAUGCGGUACAAUCAUGACUAUCCGGCUGCGCUAGAAAUCGUGUCCAGUGGGUAUGUGGAUGUGAAGCCGCUGGUGUCGCACCAUUUUGGCUUGAAAGACGUUAACGAAGCCUUCCGGGUGGCCGCCGCUGGUGAAGGAUUGAAGGUGAUGGUGCAUCUGACUCCGCGCGAUAGCAACAAUCCCAAGAAGUUCGUAAACUGAGAAGAGAUGCGAGCGUGGACAAUAAAUUUAAGCGGUCUUGGAGAGCUUUAAUAAAAACUUGGGGUUGAAAUCUUA
Anopheles arabiensis is the source of this 1170-nucleotide messenger RNA. RefSeq names its product sorbitol dehydrogenase-like. The transcript is spliced from 2 exons. Gene Ontology annotation, biological process: D-sorbitol catabolic process. Bases 1 to 1095 code for a protein of 364 amino acids. Gene Ontology annotation, molecular function: L-iditol 2-dehydrogenase (NAD+) activity; zinc ion binding. Lineage: Eukaryota; Metazoa; Arthropoda; Insecta; Diptera; Culicidae. The record is from RefSeq and is a predicted model, not a curated record.